Rangifer tarandus platyrhynchus (Svalbard reindeer) is the source of this 1356-nucleotide messenger RNA. The record is from the annotation of a GenBank genome assembly. NCBI's taxonomy places the organism in Eukaryota, Metazoa, Chordata, Mammalia, Artiodactyla, Cervidae.
AUGGAGUCCUCACCCAUCCCCCAGUCGUCAGGGAACUCUUCCACGCUGGGGAGGGCCCCUCAAACCCCAGGUCCCUCUACUGCCAGUGGGGUCCCGGAGGCAGGGCUGCGGGACGUGGCUUCAGAAUCCGUGGCCCUCUUCUUCAUGCUCCUACUGGACUUGACCGCUGUGGCUGGCAAUGCUGCUGUGAUGGCUGUUAUUGCCAAGACACCUGCCCUUCGAAAAUUUGUCUUUGUCUUCCACCUCUGCCUGGUGGACCUGCUGGCCGCCUUGACCCUCAUGCCCCUGGCCAUGCUCUCCAGCUCCGCCCUCUUUGACCAUGACCUCUUUGGGGAGGUCGCCUGCCGCCUCUACUUGUUCCUGAGCAUAUGCUUUGUUAGCCUGGCCAUUCUCUCGGUGUCGGCCAUCAACGUGGAGCGCUACUAUUACGUGGUCCACCCCAUGCGUUAUGAGGUGCGCAUGACGCUGGGGCUGGUGGCCUCUGUUCUGGUGGGUGUGUGGGUGAAGGCCUUGGCCAUGGCUUCUGUGCCAGUGUUGGGAAGGGUCUCGCGGGAGGAGGGAGCUCCCAGCAUCCCCCUAGGCUGCUCACUCCAAUGGAGCCACAGUGCCUACUGCCAGCUUUUUGUGGUGGUCUUUGCUGUCCUUUAUUUCCUGUUGCCCUUGCUCCUCAUCCUAGUGGUCUACUGCAGCAUGUUCCGAGUAGCCCGUGUGGCUGCCAUGCAGCAUGGACCGCUGCCCACGUGGAUGGAGACCCCCCGGCAACGCUCUGAGUCUCUCAGCAGCCGCUCCACGAUGGUCACCAGUUCGGGGGCCCCCCAGACCACGCCACACCGGACGUUUGGGGGAGGGAAGGCAGCAGUGGUUCUCCUGGCUGUGGGGGGACAGUUCCUGCUCUGCUGGUUGCCCUACUUUUCUUUUCACCUCUAUGUCGCCCUGAGUGCUCAGCCUGUUUCGACGGGGCAGGUGGAGAAUGUGGUGACCUGGAUUGGCUACUUCUGCUUCACUUCCAACCCUUUCUUCUACGGAUGUCUUAAUCGGCAGAUCCGGGGGGAGCUCAGCAAGCAGUUUGUCUGCUUCUUCAAACAGGCUCCAGAGGAGGAGCUGAGGCUGCCAAGCCGGGAGGGCUCCAUUGAGGAGAACUUCCUGCAGUUUCUUCAGAGCACUGGCUGUCCCACAGAGUCCUGGGCUUCCCGACCUGUACCCAGCCCCAAGCAGGAGCCACCUGCAGUUGACUUUCGAAUUCCUGGCCAGAUAGCUGAGGAGACCUCUGAGUUCUUGGAGCAACAACUCACCAGCGAUAUCAUCAUGUCGGACAACUACCUCCGUCCCGCCCCCACACCACGACUGGAGUCAUGA